Haliotis rufescens (red abalone) is the source of this 609-nucleotide messenger RNA. RefSeq names its product antifreeze protein Maxi-like. The coding region runs from base 1 to 609 and encodes 202 amino acids. The record is from RefSeq and is a predicted model, not a curated record. Lineage: Eukaryota; Metazoa; Mollusca; Gastropoda; Lepetellida; Haliotidae. The transcript has a single exon.
AUGUUUGAAUCAAGUAACCAGCAAUUGUCUACCACAACGGCAGCAGCAGCAGCACGUAACCAACAGCUAUCUACCACAGCAGCAAGUAAAGCGCUACCUUCCACCACCACAACAGCAGCAGCACGUAACCAACAGCUAUCUGACACAGCCACAGCAAGUAAAGCGCUAUCUUCCACCAUAACAGCAGCAGCACGUAACCAACAGCUAUCUGACACAGCCACAGCAAGUAAAGCGCUAUCUUCUACCACCACAGCAGCAGCAGCCCGUAACCAACAGCUAUCUGACACAGCCACAGCAAGUAAAGCGCUACCUUCCACCACCUCAGCAGCAGCAGCACCUAGCCAACAGCUAUCUGACACAGCCACAGCAAGUAACGCGCUACCUUCCACCACCUCAGCAGCAGCAGCAUCUAGCCAACAGCUAUCUGACACAGCCACGGCAAGUAAAGCGCUACCUUCCACCACCUCAGCAGCAGCAAGUAAAGCGCUACCUUCCACCACCACAGCAGCAGCAAGUAAACUGCCAUCUUCCACCAUUGCAGGAUCAGCAGCUAUGUCCCACCAGGAGCGGCCACCGACAUAUACCAUGCUAUGUAGCAUUUCAAACUAA